CAAAACUAGGGUUUACCUCCCUUAUAAGAUAUCUGCCUUCCAACCUCGCGCCUCUACCCCCACCACCUCCUCCGGCGGCGGCCAGCUCGACGACCAACCGCGCCACCCUGCCGCUGCAGCUAUGGUGCACGUCAACUUCUAUCGCAACUAUGGGAAGACUUUCAAGAAGCCAAGGCGCCCAUAUGAGAAGGAGCGCCUUGACGCUGAGCUGAAGCUGGUGGGUGAGUACGGCCUGCGGUGCAAGCGUGAGCUGUGGCGUGUGCAGUAUGCCCUGAGCCGUAUCAGAAAUGCAGCGAGGGAGUUGCUCACCCUGGACGAGAAGAACCCCCGCCGUAUCUUUGAGGGUGAGGCGCUCCUACGCCGCAUGAACCGCUAUGGUCUCCUUGGUGAGGGUCAGAACAAGCUUGAUUACGUGCUCGCGCUCACUGUUGAGAACUUCCUCCAGCGCCGCCUCCAGACCAUCGCCUUCAAGAAUGGCAUGGCCAAGUCCAUCCACCAUGCUCGUGUCCUGAUCAGGCAGCGUCACAUCAGGGUGGGAAGGCAGCUUGUCAACAUCCCCUCAUUCAUGGUCAGGGUUGAAUCCGAGAAGCACAUAGACUUCUCCCUCACUAGCCCGCUUGGUGGUGGCCUCCCUGGAAGAGUGAAGAGAAAGAACCAGAAGAAGGCCUCCGGUGGCGGUGAUGACUGCGAGGAGGAGGAAGAGUAAGAGAGCCCAGCCAUGUCUCGCAGGACUUUGCAACAUGGGUUGGUUUUGAAACGAAUUGUUAAAACUUGAAAUGAACUUAGUAUUUAGCGGCGCAGUUGGUUGUCCCUGAGAGUUGUCGUCUUAAAUUCAGAAUCCAGCAGUUUUGCUCUGUUGCUUGUCACCUCUUAAUUUAAGACUUGCGGCAUCCCUUGAAUCUGAGGAAAUGUAUGUUCUGCCCGAUUUGUCCAACCAAUGGGUUAGUCCUUUUGAUGUCA
This is a messenger RNA of Phragmites australis (common reed), 960 nucleotides long. Its product is annotated as small ribosomal subunit protein uS4y-like. Gene Ontology annotation, molecular function: structural constituent of ribosome; rRNA binding. NCBI's taxonomy places the organism in Eukaryota, Viridiplantae, Streptophyta, Magnoliopsida, Poales, Poaceae. The coding region runs from base 122 to 706 and encodes 194 amino acids. Gene Ontology annotation, cellular component: cytosolic small ribosomal subunit. The transcript has 3 exons. The record is from RefSeq and is a predicted model, not a curated record. Gene Ontology annotation, biological process: positive regulation of translational fidelity; translation.